ACCGAAUCAGCGGUGAUGGAACGAAAACAUGAAAACUAACAGGCAAACACGGUCUCUUUCUGGACUGGGCUUUGUAGUUCGUAAUUUGGGUCAGGCUUAGUGAAUAUGACUGUAGUACAAAUCCCAUGUUUGAACCAAAAGCACACCUUUCCAAUUGUGAUCCAAUCUCCGCAAGAAUCGAUUUUACAGUGAGAUGCCACGGGCCUACGGCGUUACUCUCCAUGAAAGUAGGUCUUCCACUGCCGCUGCACAGUGCGCACACGUUAUCGAGUCUACCUCUCGACGAACGUUGACCGUCAUUUUCAGUCCAAGACCAAGUCAAGGUCUCGAGCAGCCAAUCUUGAACUCAUUUUUUUUCCUCCAGUGAAGUAUAUGCAGAUAUAUUUUUUCGCUCGAUCAAGGGAGUCGAAUUGAGUUAGCACUCGCGACCCUCGGUUGUGAGCGAAUACCUGUGCCAUGAUGAAGUCUCUCGCCGGAGCAAAAGCCAACGUCGCGAUCAUUAGCUUCCUCUUGUUAGCGACGUUGACGCCGCUCUCCAUUCCGGAGCAGGACGAUGUCCAGUGCCUCCAAGGCACCAAGAAGGCACUCGCAGACCCUGGAGGGAGGCUAAGCUCCUGGAACUUCGCCGCCGUCGCCACCACCAACGCCUCUGCCAUCUGUGACUUCGACGGUGUGACAUGCUGGGGAGGCAACUCCUCGAGGGUGAUCAGUCUCCAACUCGAGAACCUCGAGCUGAGCGGCCCCAUCCCUGAGUCGCUUCAGUUCUGCCGAAGCCUACAAGCGCUGAGCCUCGCCGGCAACAACAUCUCCGGGACGAUCCCCCCUCGAAUCUGUGGCUGGUUACCCUAUUUGGUCAGACUCGAUCUCUCCGGCAAUGGCCUCGAGGGCUCCCUGCCAAGUGAGCUCGCCAACUGCACUUUCUUGAACAAUCUUGAAUUGUCGGACAACAAACUCUCGGGGACCAUACCGCCGGAGCUUGCCAAGCUGCAGCGGCUGAAGACGUUCUCCAUUGCCGGAAAUGAUCUUAAUGGGGAGAUUCCACCCUCGUUCGCCGGGUUCAACGCCGCAGGAUUUUCAGGGAACAGAGGGUUGUGCGGGACACCUCUUGGCCGGUGUGGAGGAGGGCAGAAAAAGAUGGCGGUGAUCGUGGGGGCCGGCGUGUCCGGUGCCGUUGCGUCAUUGGCGGUGAGCUUCGGGCUCUUGUGGUGGUGCGAACGAAGAAGCAUUCGUCUAACCAGAGGCAGCACCGGCGACGGCAGAGGGACUAAGGGGGUUGCUCAAAGAUGAUGAACCGCUUUCUACAUAUCGUCAUCAUGUCCUGUGGUCAUCCGGUCUUCCAUAGAUGUGAAUCUGGAGCACAUGAUGCUCCUGGAGUUGGGUGCGCAACGACCCAGUUUUGAGUGCUUAAACCGGUUGAGAAUAUGACACCUGCAUGUAAGGAUAGCUUAUGGUAAUACAUAUCAAAAUAGGUCAUAGACUUGUUUGUUAACCCAUAUUUGAUGGGUUGGGUUAUUAUAUAUGUUAGUUAUAUUCAGUAAAUGAGUU
Messenger RNA from Syzygium oleosum, 1545 nucleotides. RefSeq names its product probable inactive receptor kinase At1g27190. The record is from RefSeq and is a predicted model, not a curated record. Gene Ontology annotation, cellular component: plasma membrane. The transcript has 3 exons. Gene Ontology annotation, biological process: hormone-mediated signaling pathway. The coding region runs from base 457 to 1287 and encodes 276 amino acids. Gene Ontology annotation, molecular function: protein binding. Lineage: Eukaryota; Viridiplantae; Streptophyta; Magnoliopsida; Myrtales; Myrtaceae.